GUUAACAUUUUCCAUCCUCCUCUUUUCCCUCCACCGUUUUCUGUUUCCCUCCACUUCGCUCCCUCUCCCUCCCUAGAUCUAAAAUUUGUCUCCAAACGCCCCCAAUCCUUUCCCCCCCUCUUUCUCACUCGCUAUAUACUCUCCUCCCUCUUCUUUCCUUCCUUUUCAAAUCUCAGAUCCGCAUAUCACUACCACUACACAGAUCAAGCUCUACUAACCCUAAUCCCGCAAUCUCUCUCUCUCUUUCUCUCAUCUUUGAUCGGAGCUUUCGAGAUCGCUAUUUGGGCUUUUCUCAAUCGGAUCAUUAAGGCGCGAUUUUGAUAUGCUGGAAAUGGAUCUGUCGUGCGAAAAGGGUCCGGGAUCUACAGAUCCGAGUAGUGAGGAGUCGGCGACGGAGCUCAGAGUCUGCGCCGACUGUCGCACGACCAAAACCCCUCUAUGGCGAGGCGGCCCCUCGGGCCCAAAGUCGCUGUGUAAUGCGUGCGGGAUCCGAUACAGCAAGAAGAGGAGAGAGGUUUGGGGAGUGAAGGAGGGAGGAGAAAGGGAGGGGGAGAGGGAAAGGGAAAGGGAGAGGUUGGAGCAGAAGGGGAGGAGGGGAGGACGCGUGGGCUUCGAGAUUCGGAUGCUAGGGUUUGGGGCGAAGGUGAUGCUGAAGAAGAGGUCGAUGGUGUACAAGAAGCGGAAGAUGGGGGAGGAGGAACAAGCUGCUGUGUUGUUAAUGGCUCUAUCUUCUGGGUUGUUAUAAUUAAGUGUGAUUUAUGUUGGAGACAGAGAGAGAGAGAGGAAGAGAGAUUACAUAUAAUAUAAAUUUAUAAAAGAAAAAAUUGAUGGAUUUUUGGAUGA
Ananas comosus (pineapple) is the source of this 843-nucleotide messenger RNA. RefSeq names its product GATA transcription factor 16-like. NCBI's taxonomy places the organism in Eukaryota, Viridiplantae, Streptophyta, Magnoliopsida, Poales, Bromeliaceae. The transcript is spliced from 3 exons. Gene Ontology annotation, biological process: regulation of DNA-templated transcription. Bases 323 to 745 code for a protein of 140 amino acids. The record is from RefSeq and is a predicted model, not a curated record. Gene Ontology annotation, molecular function: zinc ion binding; sequence-specific DNA binding.